Messenger RNA from Drosophila grimshawi, 1399 nucleotides. It is a transcript of the gene ND-42, whose product is annotated as NADH dehydrogenase [ubiquinone] 1 alpha subcomplex subunit 10, mitochondrial. The record is from RefSeq and is a predicted model, not a curated record. Gene Ontology annotation, cellular component: cytoplasm. Gene Ontology annotation, biological process: mitochondrial electron transport, NADH to ubiquinone. The transcript has 3 exons. NCBI's taxonomy places the organism in Eukaryota, Metazoa, Arthropoda, Insecta, Diptera, Drosophilidae. Bases 99 to 1325 code for a protein of 408 amino acids.
UUAGUGUUGGGUGACGCCGCAAACGUUGAUCGCUUACCAACACCAAACGCAUAGGCCGAAGUUGUUAUUGGCUAAAUAUUAGGUUUUUGCUUUAAAACAUGACUGCCGUGUUUCGUGUUGGCCUGGUGCGGCUAGCCAGCCGCGGCGCCACUGCGCCCGCCACUCUGCUGCAGGCGCAGACGAAUGCUUUGCCCGCCGCCUUCAUGCAAAAAUGCAACAUCUCCGGAAAGACGAUGCGUGGAGGUCCACGCGUACCCAAAGUAGCUCCAUAUCCGUACAAGACGAAGAAGUACAACUGGUUCAGCGCCGUCUUUGACAAGACCUCCAAGCGCUUCGAUGAGAACUCGAAAGUAAUUUGCGUUGAGGGUCCGAUUGCGGCGGGCAAAACGAAGUUCGCUCAAGAACUGGCUGCUGAACUGGAUAUGCAGUACUAUCCGGCCGUUGACCUGGAUCUUAUUUACAUCAAUCCGUAUGGCUAUGAUAUGCGCAAAUUAGAUCCGGAGUUGCCGCCCAGCUGCCGCAGCUAUGACGUUCGCGAUUUCUGCAAGAAUCCCAAUCAUGAUCUGGCUGCUCUGUUCCAGAUACGCAUGUACAUGCUGCGCUACUCGCAGUAUGUCGAUGCUCUCCAGCACAUUCUGUCCACCGGGCAGGGCGUUGUCCUCGAGCGCAGUCCCUACUCCGAUUUUGUCUUCAUGGAGGCCAUGUUCCGUCAGGGGUAUAUCUCGCGCGGUGCUCGUUCCGUGUACAACGAACUGCGCCAGAACACCAUUGGUGAGCUGCUGAAACCGCAUUUGGUCAUCUACCUGGACCAGCCCAUCGAGGCCGUCCAGCGGCAAAUCAAGACGCGCAACUUGGAACACGAAGUCAAAUCGAAAGUGUUCAGCGAGGCAUAUUUGCGGGAUUUGGAGUCGCUGUACAAGCAGCAGUAUCUCAAAGAUAUCGUCGGACAUGCAGAGUUGCUCAUCUACGACUGGACUGCCGGUGGCGAAACUGAGGUCGUCGUUGAGGAUAUCGAACGCAUCGAUUUCCAGCAGCACGAAUCAGAUCCUCACAACAAGAAACAGCUCGACUGGCGCUUCCCGCUCGAGACCGAGUGGUGCGAGGCGCGCAUUAAGUACUGCCACGAGAAGCCCGAUCUAAUGAAUUACUUCAAUGUGCCACGUUACGAUGUGCCCGAGCUGCUGCGCAGCGCCGACGACAGCAAAGUCUGGCGUGACGUCUGGUUCAAUGCGCCCGGCAUGAAGUUUCGUCCCGGCUACAACGCAGAUGUGGGUGACAGCGGUCUGUUGACCAAAAACAAGAUGGGCAUUAACGAGGUCUUCUAGACGGGCCAUUUGUUCGCAUUAUAAUUCAACUGGCAAAAUGUGUUAAUUGUGUAAUAAACAAUCUAGAAAAAUAA